Messenger RNA from Helicoverpa armigera (cotton bollworm), 2834 nucleotides. RefSeq lists its product as uncharacterized. The transcript has 3 exons. NCBI's taxonomy places the organism in Eukaryota, Metazoa, Arthropoda, Insecta, Lepidoptera, Noctuidae. The coding region runs from base 117 to 1199 and encodes 360 amino acids. The record is from RefSeq and is a predicted model, not a curated record.
UAUUUAAAUCAAUUGAGUGACAUAAUUCCGGUCUAACCGCUCCUGUGCUUACGCAUUGACAUUUAGCUCAUUCCUUUUUCGUGCGCGGUAACUAUCGCACGCGCCCUUCAAGCAACAUGCCGAAAAGAAGUGCGCAAUCAAAAAUUGAUCACUACACUAGAAAAAUUCGAAAAAUUGAGGAAAAAGAACGAAAAAGACGGAGAAUAAUACCGUUACAAAUAUCAUCAUCAGAAGAUGAAGGUAACGAACACUCGGAUGUGGCUCAAGUAGUCGAGAUGGAAACCAACAUGGAUUCAAUAUCCGUGCCACCGGACAUUAUACCACAAGAUGGAGAACUGGAAUUUAAAGAUACCCUCGACGAUACUGCGGCGGAAUCCUGCCCUCGAGAAAACUCCACUGGGUUCGUAGAACCCGAAUUAGAUCCGGAUUUAUUGUCGGCAUUAGGUGAAUCCACGUCCGACUUGCCUGAUUAUGGCGAAAGCAUCCACUCCAAUUUAUCGCAAUUAUGGCAACCUUUGCUAAAGAAAGGAAUGCCAAAAGAGAAUAAAGACAAGCUAUUGAAAGAGUACCUUGUACCAGAUAACUGUAGGCUCUUGCAAGCACCAAAACUAAAUGCUGAAAUUUCGGCAGCAGUACCGGAUAUGGUUCGAAACCGUGAUAAGACACUUAUCGCGUCUCAACAACAGCUAGGUGCCGGCAUCACUGCCAUCAAUAGAGGCAUGGAUGUACUCUUGAAGAACGACAACAAGGUCCAGGCUAUGAAACAUUUCAGCAAUGGUUGCCGGUUAUUGUGCGACUCACACUUCUUAGCAACACAGGCACGAGUGAAAUUAAUCACUCCUAGUUUGGACAAAGCCUUUUUAAACGUCAUUACUGACGCCGAGCGAGACGAAUCUCUGUUUGGGUCAUCCUUGUCCGAAAAGAUUAAAGCCGCAAAAACCAUUGAAAAGCAGGGUCUUUCCAUUAAAAAGCCCGCUAAGGUUACAAAACCACCACAGCAAGUUUUCAGCUCCCGUACACCAUACCAGGGAAACUGGAACCCGCCCCCUCCGCGUUAUCCGGCGAACAGGGGGGGGCGAGGUGCAUACAGGAGGCCGCCAUCGGCAGGGAAUCGCCGCCCGAACUCAGCGUCUACGCAACCAACACACCGUCCGGCGACCCAAGACAAAUCUCGAGCCCCAGCUGCGAGUCACCGUUAACGCAGGGCAUACCACCCCCUGCACAAGAAUCUUACCCUGGGUGUCGCGAGGCUCUCCGGCAGGCUUACAGCCGACGGGGCGCCUGUGCUGAAUCGGCUGCGCUGAUGCUAUCGUCCUUCUCCAACAGUACAAUUCAGCAGUAUAACACAUCACUUAAGCUCUGGUGGCAAUACUGUACAACAAACAAUAUUGAUAUAUUUAAUCCUCCUAAAAGUUCGUUACUCUCAUUCUUAGCGGCACAAUUUAACAACGGAUGUGCGUAUGGCAGUCUCAAUUCCCAUCGUUCGGCUUUAUCUGCCUUUAUCGGUGAUAAUAUUGGUUCAAACGAAUCUAUAAAACGUCUUCUUAAAGGUGCGUUUAAACUACGACCCGCAAAACCCAAGUACUCCACCACCUGGAAUCCUCAAUUGGUGUUAGAUUUUAUUUCAACUUGGUUUCCUAACAGUGAGCUACCACUAGAAAAGAUUACUAAAAAACUAGUCAUAUUAUUAGCUAUUUGUACAGCUCAUAGAGUACAGACCCUCUCUCUAAUUAAACUCGAGAAUAUACAUAGUUCAAACGAUGGCAUGAAAAUUGUCAUCACAGAUCUUAUCAAAACAUCAGCACCCGGUAGGGAACAGCCAGUUUUAUACCUGCCAUACUUCCGAAACAAUUUACGGAUUUGCCCAGCUACAGUACUCUCAGAUUAUAUUUCUAGUACUAAAAAUAUAAGACCUGAGAGUACAAACACUCUAUUGAUGACAUACAAACGACCACACAAACCUGCUACAACACAAACCAUCAGCCGAUGGAUCAAACAAGUACUGUUCGAGAGCGGCGUAGACAUCGGCGUAUUCGGUGCUCAUAGCACCAGGCAUGCAUCCACCUCGGCUGCCAGCUUAGCCGGGGUUAACAUAGAAACCAUUCGCAAAACCGCAGGGUGGACAAACUCAUCUACCGCAUUUGCCCGGUUUUAUAAUAGGACCAUUAUAAAUGAAGGUGAUUUUGCUAGAUCCGUAUGCCUGUCAUCAGAAGCCCAAUGAAUACUAUUUUUUUUUUUCUCUCUUGGUUGAUUGUCUCUAUCACAAAAUGAUUGUUUAAUUUAAGAAUAGUUUAAGUACCUAUAAGAUAAAACUGUUAGCAGGAUAACAUUUAAGUUCGCAUAAACAAUUGAAUUACAUUCUUUAUUGUAAGACUGAUUGGUUUAAUACAUAAAACAAUAAUGUUAACAUUAUCGUUUCAUUUAUCUAUUUCCUGUUCCAAAACUUUCUGACUCUUAACAUCUACGUUGUAAUAAUCAUAUCUGAAAAAUGAAGCAACGAAUUAUAAUAUAUGAUCAAACGAACUUGCAAGUGAAGUUCGAUCAUUAUUAUGAUGAGUUGCUUCAUUUGAAGAUAUGAGGUCCCUCCUCCCUGGUUGAAUACACCCAAAUGAUAAGAAAGUUUUGGAACCUUAACCUUGACUCUAAAAAAUGAGCUAAAUGUCAAUGCGUAAGCACAGGAGCGGUUAGACCGGAAUUAUGUCACUCAAUUGAUUUAAAUAUCUUUAAAAAAUGUGCGAUGUUACCAAGUAAGUAGGGAAACUACGUUGUAAUAAUCAUAUCUUCAAAUGAAGCAACUCAUCAUAAUAAUGAUCGAACUUCACUUGCAAGUUCGU